AUGGCACUUUCAUCCCCUCACAAAGAGACAAAAUAUCAACCGCUUGCGUCAGGCGAGCCUGAGGCUUCAGCGUCAAGCCUUUCCAAGUCACAUUCCCUGAGCAGCAGGGCAACGGUGAUGAUUGUGCCGGUUGUGGUGACGUUUACGAUCGCCCUCAUUCUAGGCUGGGUUUCUGGUCAGCAUUUCUCAGAUAGAAAGUGGGAUGGGCUGAUAUUACCACCGGGGAACGUCGCGACUGUCUUUGAACAUGAUCUCCUCUUUUCAGAAAGACCGACACCAGAAUCGGAGGCCGCAUGGAACUCUCUAAUCCCAGUUGGACGAGGGUUUGUUCAUCAUCCCGAAAUUGCACCAUUCAUCUCGAAUUUGGCUGUUUUUCACCAGCUGCAUUGCUUGCAUGCGAUUGUGGUGUCUUAUUACACGGCCAUUGAAGAGGUCGAUGUCGCAAGAGGAGGCCAGCGCCCAGAUGAUUUUCUCAAGGAGACAGGGACCAGAAUGGCACAGUCGCAUGUUCGUCAUUGCUUUGAUUAUAUCCGACAAACUUUGAUGUGCGGUGCAGAUACGAAUUUAGAGGUUCUAGACCACGAGACACGUGCCACGAGCGGCUGGGGACAGAAGCGACAAUGUCGAAAUUAUCAUGAAAUUUUUGAAUGGGCUGAGAAAUGGGCUAAUUCAACAGAUACCGGCAUUCUCAGUUAA
Molecule: messenger RNA, 696 nt
Organism: Penicillium longicatenatum
Lineage: Eukaryota; Fungi; Ascomycota; Eurotiomycetes; Eurotiales; Aspergillaceae
Exons: 4
Coding region: 1-696 (231 amino acids)
Biological process (GO): mycotoxin biosynthetic process
Source: RefSeq, a predicted model, not a curated record